This is a messenger RNA of Seminavis robusta, 432 nucleotides long. The record is from the annotation of a GenBank genome assembly. Lineage: Eukaryota; Bacillariophyta; Bacillariophyceae; Naviculales; Naviculaceae.
AUGAGUGAAGAUUUGGUGGAGUAUCCUGUCAGGUGCCACUGCGGUGCCGUCAGUGGACGCUUCAAGUACAAGCCUGGGAAAGUAAUAGCAUGGGACUGCAAUUGUUCGGACUGCAACAUGAGGAAGAAUACGCAUGUGGUGGUUCCAGAGCACAACUUUUGGCUCACCAUGGAUUGUCCGCUGGAGGAAGCUACCAUUUUGUAUCUGUGGGGCACGAAAACGGCCAUUCGAAGAUUCUGCAAGACCUGUGGAGUACUACCUUGGUACAGGCCCCGGUCCAACCCCGAUGGCGUUGCCAUUACAAUGCAUUGUGUGGACUGGACCGAUGGAGGAACAAGAGAAGCCCCCGAGCUUGAGAUCAAGACAUUUGACGGAGUGAAUUGGGAAGAGACAAUCAAGAGUUCUUCCAUCAAACAGGAAUCCAAAGUCUGA